AUGAGUCUUGUGAGCCCCAUGUUCGAUCUGAUCAAUUACCCAAGGAACCCUUAUAAUAUGCUUAAUCUGCUUAAGCUUCGGUCCCUUACGCCGCCUGGCCUCACCCUGACCUACUCAAAGAAACGCUCCCAUAGUGACUUGGGCACCGACGCUGACCUGCUGCAAAACCAGCACACUUCUACGAAAAGGUCCAGAACGGCUCCACCUUCGCCACCUUCCGCUCCAGCUACCACUGUUCUCCCCAAAACUGACCUUUUUAAGGCCCCGCUGUCGUCUGCUGUUAGGGUUUCGCUUCCUAGUCUUUCUACUGCCUUGGAGCGCGCUAAGGACCCUAUAGUGCCUACGGUGUCGCUUGACUACUUUGACACUUAUAAGCCUAACGAUGAAAACUGGCGGUACGGUCUUUUGGAUUCGAUUAGAUCCACCAAACCUUCUUUCAGCCUUAACUCGUAUAGUUACCUUGAGGCUCACGCUCAUAACAACACCACUGACGUGAGACCAAUGGCUGCGAAAAACCACCAUCAACAUACUGCUGCUCCUACUGCUCCUAAGGAACCAGUUAAACUACCGCCUAUUAGUGAACUCAGCAGUGGCGUGAAACCACAAUUUGACUCUCGCGUCAGUAAGCCUUUGCCUACGUUGGCUGAACGCAAAAUCAACUUCCCAUAUGAGUCUAACUAUACGUACCUCAACAAAACGUACAUGAACGAUGUGGAACGGUACCCAGAGUACUUGGAGUUGGCCCAGUCGCUUAUUCAACUUUCCAGGCCUGCUACAGGCGGUUCUAGUUCUUCUGUGAGUGCUGGUGCUGGCGCCAGUUACUACCAGCAGCCUGAAUUUAGACCACAACCGCCAUUUGCUGCUACUGCUACAGCCACGGCUGCCACGGCUGCUGCUGCCGCUGCUGCUUCAUACCAGCCUGUGCCGUUCACUCCAGAAAGCUCAUUCACGGAAAACGAACCUUCGUCGCCAAAGAAAAAGCAAAAGACGAAAUUCAUUCCUAUCACGCCGCCUUCAGUUAAGGAUAAGUCUAGAUCCGAGUUGAUGCGGUCGCCGCCCCGUCAUGGCCAGCAUGUGGCCAGAGUUUGCAUUUCUUGUGGUUCAGACCAGUCGCCAUGCUGGCGUCCUUCGUGGUCGAUCAAGGAAGGCCAGUUGUGUAACUCUUGUGGUCUCAGGUACAAGAAGACGCUGGCACGUUGUUUGAACAAAAAGUGUAAGAAGAUUCCUGCCAAGGGCGAGUGGUCCUUGAUGCAGACGAAAGGAAAGACUGAUUUCGGUGACGAGAAAGCAUACAGUUGUUUGGACUGUGGCUGGAAAGUGGAGAUCAAACUGUGA
Molecule: messenger RNA, 1335 nt
Organism: Candidozyma haemuli
Lineage: Eukaryota; Fungi; Ascomycota; Pichiomycetes; Serinales; Metschnikowiaceae
Gene: ASH1
Product: DNA-binding transcription repressor
Exons: 1
Coding region: 1-1335 (444 amino acids)
Biological process (GO): regulation of DNA-templated transcription
Molecular function (GO): zinc ion binding; sequence-specific DNA binding
Source: RefSeq, a predicted model, not a curated record